Anoplophora glabripennis (Asian longhorned beetle) is the source of this 4927-nucleotide messenger RNA. Its product is annotated as serine/threonine/tyrosine-interacting protein-like. The record is from RefSeq and is a predicted model, not a curated record. Lineage: Eukaryota; Metazoa; Arthropoda; Insecta; Coleoptera; Cerambycidae. The transcript is spliced from 3 exons. Gene Ontology annotation, cellular component: nucleoplasm; cytoplasm. The coding region runs from base 145 to 912 and encodes 255 amino acids. Gene Ontology annotation, biological process: negative regulation of protein binding; negative regulation of SCF-dependent proteasomal ubiquitin-dependent catabolic process; regulation of ERK1 and ERK2 cascade. Gene Ontology annotation, molecular function: F-box domain binding; protein tyrosine/serine/threonine phosphatase activity.
UUUUGGCAUUAGACUCGGGACUCGUUUUGAAGAGUAAAAAUUUGAUAUUUUACUUGCAAUCUACCAGUUUUUCUGGUAAUUUUGUGGAUUAUUCUAUAUGAAACAAGUUAGUGAUAGCCUAUAGUUUGAUUUGGUCACUUGAAAAUGAUUGAUGUCAGUGCUCCGAAUUACCCACAAGAUGAGGCUAACGGAGUCACUGACAUGAACACUGUUUACCAACAAGUGUCAGUCUAUGCACCGGAUAUUGCCUGUGAAUUUAUUUCUCACAGAAUUAUGCAAGAAAUCAUCCCUGGCGUAUAUCUAGGAUCAUUUAUGGCUGCUCAGAAACACUGCCUCUUGGAGAAUGGGAUCAGAUAUAUAGUUUGUGUACGACAAGAUGUAGAGGCACAUUUUAUCAAGCCUCAAAUUAGUGACCCAAAUUUUACUUAUCUUACACUGAACAUAGCAGAUAAUGCUACCGAAAAUAUUAUAAGAUUUUUUCCGAAAGUGCGACAAUUUAUAGACGAAGCUCUUUCCAACAAUUGCAAAGUGCUUGUCCAUGGGAACAAUGGCAAUUCUAGAAGUGCCACUUUGGUUUUGGCAUAUAUUAUGGAAAAGUUUGGUUUAAGUAGCAGUGAAGCGCUAGAAUACGUCAAAGAGAAACGUGCUUCAGUGAACCCUAACGAGGGUUUCCGUGCUCAGUUGGUAGAAUACGAGCCGAUUUACAAAGCCCGUCAGAUUCUGGCCAACGGAGAAUCGUCCAGCGACUGCAGGCAAAAACGUAAAUGCGAACAGUUGACGGAAACGGUGGAUUAUAAUGUUAUCCAGAGGCCUCCCAGUCCGGAUUUGGACAACAAUAAUCAGGAGUGUCCACAAUCAGAUGCAGAAUUCUCCAACCAUUUGUACAGGUUAUGGCUGUUAAAGCGAAGUUAGGAAAUUUAACGUUAAAAGGUAUAUUGGAUUUGUUUAUAUAGUUGUAAGGAAUGAAAAUUAUUGAAUAUGUAAGUAUUUAUAUAGAACAUGAUGGUAUGUAAAGAUGCUGUACUAAUUCCUAGAUACUUUUCUACAAGCCGGUUUUGAGAAAGCAUUAUUGAAAGUCAUGAUUAAAAUUGAGAGAAUACGAUAAGUUGAGGUAUGUUAAAUAUGAAUUAAGAGGGAACAUCCGGGUAUACAGCGGAAAGAAUAGGUGAAUCUUAACACUCGGUUCGAUUUUAUCCAGGUUUGUUUUAUUUGAAAGUAUGUUGACAAGUUUCUUUAUAAAUAUGUCUCGACUGGAAACGGUGCUGUAAUGGCCAGCAUAAAAAAUGUCGCUUGCUCGCACAGUGUGUGGUUCCCAAGAUUACAUGCAGUUAGUUGGUUGAAUUGAAACAAAAAUUUCAAAAAGAUUGCCCUUCGCAAUGUAGGAUUAAAAAAAAGCAAUGGAGGUCGACUGAAAUUUGCAUUCGUUUUUCAACCUUAAUUUCCAAUCUGGCUUUAUAAAAAAAAUAAAUUAAAUGAAAAAAGAAACCUAUGAUCCGAAGUAGAAAAUAUUGUGUAAAAUUUUGAAAGCAAUCCUUCGAGCCAGUUUCCAAAUAUUUUUGGAACUGUUCUUGAGCAGUAUGUUUCGAGAUAAUCACGUUUGAUGUUUGGCAGAGAAUUGAUGCGCUUGGGAACUUGAUCACAUGACAACGUUUUACGUUUUUACAGUUCUUGGAAUAUCAAGAAAACGUUUAUACACGAUAUUCUUCAUAUUCCAAAUUUGUAGAAUAUUUUUUUUGGAAAAUUGACUUGUAAAAAACAAUAAUUUACUUAAUAUACUGGGUGUUCCAUUUUAAUUUGAUACAUAUAAAUAUCUCGUCAGAGAAGCCGCCAAUCAAAAAAUGACCUAAAGGAAAAUUUGUUCAGUUCACUGCAGGAAACCAGAUGCUUACCUAGGAUUUGACCUUGACCUCACCUUGCAGAUCAACAGAAGGUCAACUUCGAAAUUUUAAAUGGGAUCCCCUAUUUUUAACCUUGAAAAUGGAUUCAACAGAAAAUUUUACAUCCGGAUGUGAUCACAACUUUGAAAGGUCAAGGUCGAGGUUACAACGGGUUUAAAUGAUUGGUCAUCCUUGAAGCAAUCUCGGAAUAAGUUGUUGACCUCCAGAGUCAAUGGGAUUUACAUCAAGGUACUCAAUCACGACCUUCGAUUCGUCCUUGACCUCCACUUUGUCAAGGUCAUUUGAAGAUCGACUAUAAAAAUGGACCUUCACCUCUACAAAUGUUGCGAAAGAUGUUCUGGAUUGAAUUUGAAGGUUCACUUUGUUUUCUUUUCUGCCAGGCCGUGUAUUUCUUAGAUCAGAUCUUGGGAAAACGGCAAAUUUGUAUCCAAGUAUGCUGCAAAGUAAGGGAUCAAAUAAAAAGUUCAUUUGAAGAUCUGGUGAAGAUUUAAAUCCAGAAUACUAACGUAAUUUCAACAUAAUUCAAUGGCUCACAAAUAGUAGUGUGAUAUUUUUAUUUUUUUAAAUUUUUCACCGUCAGUCAGUUUUACUUUGUAACGUACUCAGAUAUCUCUUUUUUCAAUUCUCAAACUAAGUUAUACCUUCGUUGAGUAACAAGAUAUUUUUAUCAGUCUUCCCUCACUCGUUCGUAGCAUUAUUUUUUCCUACAAUUGUUACAGUCGACCUUCAAAUGACCUUGACAAAGUGAAGGUCAAGGAUGAAUCCAGGGUCGCGAUUGAGUACCUUGAUGUAAAUCCCAUCGAUUCUGGAGGUCAACAUCUUAUUCCGAGGCUGCUGCAAGGGUGACGAAUCAUUUAAACUCGUUGUAACCUGACCUUGACCUCAAGGUCAAAGUUAUGAUCACAUCAGGAUGUAAAAUUUUCUGCUGAGUCAAUUUCCAAGGUUAAAAAUAGAGGAUCCCAUUUAAAAUUCCAAAGUUGACCUUCAAGGCGAGGUCAAGGUCAAAUCCUAGGUAAGCAGCUGGUUUCCCCCAGUGAACUGAACAAUUUUUACUUUAGGCCAUUUUUCGAUUGGUGGCUUCUCUGAUGAGAUAUUUACGAGUAUCAAUUAAAAUGGGACACCCGGUAUAUUAAGUACAUUGAGUAAAGUUUUUGUUUUUACUUGGCUGUUAAUCUGCAACUCCCAGACCAUAUAGUAGACCCUCCGCAGCACUGGCAGUGAUCCGUGCCUGUCUUCGUUCAAUCCUCCCUUCACAGGUCAUGUUGUGAGUUUCUACUUUGGCGGUAUGCAUGCGUUCUGCAUCUUCGAUGUCCCAAUGUUGAUCAGCGUUUGUUCCCACAUUAAAAUCUAAUGCAUUCCGGUAAAUUGCCCAUAACUCGCAAUUACUGAAAUUUCUAAAUGAAAUUUGCACACAAUAUUCGUAAGAUGAGCGGUAAAAAAAAUUUGAAGAAAACAUUUUCUUUUAUUUGUAUAUUUCCCCUUAAACCUUAAAAUUGACUAAAUUGGGGAUUUUCAUUGUUAUUAUUUAUUUAUUAUUAUUUUUUUACUCGGAACUAUUGAAAUUGAAACUGUGUUCUUACAGGAAUGUUAUCCAUUUCAUUUUCCUUUUCAAUAGAAACUUUCUUUUCUUUAUAAAACACUCAUUUGUGUCAUUUUUGAAGCUUUGUUCAUCAUUAAAGUUCUCUUUUAACUAUUAUUUUCUACCCAUUAAAUUAAAAUAAAGCUAAAAGUUUUCUAUGACUUAAAGCUAAUGUUGUAUGAAUUAUUUGUGAUUCCUUUUUUUAUUAUUAAUUUAACCAAGCAUUUCCACUUAUGUGGAAAUUUCAAUUUUCCUAGUUAUCUUAAAAUCCAAGAUUUUCUAUAAGAAAUUAUUAGAAAAAUCUUAUAGCUCUAGAUAAGUAAAAUGCAGUAUUAAAAUAUUGUCAUUUAUUUCUGGGACACUCUGUAUAAUGUCGCGAAGAGUAUGGUUCUGUUAGAAGAUAUUUUUCCAAUUUUUGGUCUCCCAAGAUUUCUCUUCAUUCCUUGUUCACCUGAUUAAAUGUCAACAUCAACAGUAAAUCUGAAAAGAUUUAAUCUUGAGUAAAAAAGAAAUGACGAUAUGCAAAUUGCAAAAAAAAAGUUACAGGCUAUUUUUUUUAAUGAUAUUUGAAAAAGUAUUUUCCAAAUAAAAUCAACUGAGCCCAUUUGAUCGAGUGGUAUUCGAAUCUAUAAGAAACAAACUAACAUUGAUUUUUAUAUGUAAUUUUUUUUUAAACGUAGUUUACAAAUGUAAAAAAAAUCGAAAAGGGCUGUUCGAAAAUGAUUUAAAAAUACACUUCUGCACGGCACUGGAAACUUUGAACUUCAUCAAUAGUUGGUUCAAAAAUUUCUAACGUUUCUUUAGAACAAAUUUAAAAGUUCCACAAUAAUUAUAUUGAUUUAGAAUUAUCUGUAAAUUCCGAAUUGGUGAGUGUUAAGAAUUGGACAACCAGAAACAUUUUAAGUUUGUUGGCGGUACUGGAAAGCUCAUGUUUUCUUAUUGGGACAUUUUUUUGUUUUAUAUAAUCUAAUAUCUCACUAUUUUCAGAUUUUCUGAACAUGACUGCAAUUUUACAGUGAUGCAAUUAUAUCCACCCCUCUUGAUAACUUAUAAAUUUAAAUUUAGGAAAAUAUGUAUCUACCUGUUUGUUUUAAAAAAAAUCAGUAAACCCAGGGGUGUCCAAACAUUGCGAGCAGAGGCCUAAAUAAAAUUUUCUGGUGGACCAAACCUAAAAUUUUCCUAUUUGUAACAUGUGGUUGUUCCAUUAUGCCAUCGGCAUAAGUAAAAAAAAAGUUUAAUUAUUUUUUUUAAUAGAUUUAAAAGGUGCAUGUUUUAUAAUUAUAAUUUCCUAAAAAUUGCAAAUCCUAUGUCUAUGACUUAUAUAUCACCACAUUCUUUUACAUCUCUCAAAGUGUCCUCAGUAUUUCCAUAAUAUUAUUGUCUUCAAUAUUUUUUUAUGAUCGACUAUUUUUUUCUUGCGUUCAUUUAUUUUUCUCAGUUAAAAAAAAAG